AUGAAGUUCGAAUUUGGCGUGGCCGGUUUUGCAGUUGUCGUAUCUACCGUGCGUGGUGCCGAGCAAUGGCCUCUUUCAGGAAAUAUCAAGCAUCAGAGCACUGUACUCCAACAUUCAUUGAUCGACAGCUGUGAAGAUGCUUGCCAGACGCUGAGGAAACAGUAUCCCUCUCAAGUCAGCUUCUCCAAUGAGGAAACAUACAGCGCCGAGCUCUCGCAAUUUUGGUCUCUUCAGCAGUCUCAAACAUUGCCCGCAUGCUUUUUCCGUCCCAAAACCUCGCAAGAUGUUGCGUCGGCGAUUCUUAUCUCCCAAAAAACGGCAUGUCGAUUUGCAGUAAAAUCAGGAGGCCAUGUGCCCUUCGCUGGUGCAUCGAAUGUCGCUGGCGGGAUUACCAUCGAUCUUGCGGAGCUCAAUGAGGUUACCGUGAACUCAGACAGAAACACGGCCACUGUAGGACCAGGAAACAAUUGGGGCAGUGUCUACAGACAGCUUGAAAAAGAACAGAAAACCGUCGUCGGUGGACGCAUCGCUACAGUUGGUGUCGGCGGACUGACUCUUGGAGGCGGCAUCUCAUUCUUCAGCAACAUAUACGGACUGGCAUGUGACAACAUUGCAACCUACGAAGUGGUCACCGCAACUGGCGAUAUCAUAACUGCCUCCGCAACUUCGAACCCGGAUUUAUUCUGGGCUUUGCGUGGCGGCGCCAGCAACUUCGGGGUGGUUACCAGCUUCGAAAUGCAAACCUACCCGCAGGAGCAGAAUCUAAUGUGGAUCGGAAAAGUGCUGCAUCCGUGGACAGAAAGAGCAAGUGUUAUCAAGGCAUUUGCUGAUUUCGGCACCAAGGAUACUGACGCCAACGCUACGCUCCUCUUCAGCUUUGUAUACCUCCAGAAGCAGGAUCAAUACAUCAGUGUCAGCGAAAUGGAUUACGCAACAUCCGUUGCACAAGAUGCACACCCUCCUGUAUUUGAUGCAUUCUUCCAAGUUCCGAAUAGUAUGCAGGCUUCAAAGGAAACCAAAACAAUUGUCGACGUCAUUGAGGCGCAUAGUGCCUCCAACCCUAACGGACUAAGACAAAGCUAUUGGACUGCGACUUUCAUCCUCAGCCAGUCACUAGCAGAGGAGAUAGUCGAGAUGUGGAAGGAAGAAAUCGAUCCCAUCAAGUCGCACGUCACUGGUUUUAUUCCAGUGCUGACUUUGCAGGUCAUCACUGUCCGCAUGAUGGAGCACAUGGAGAAGAAUGGAGGGAAUGCUCUGGGACUGGCUGGAAACAAUGAGCCGCUUAUGAUUGCUGCUCCCAGUGCUAUGUGGACUGAUUCGGCUCACGACGAGACUGUACUGUCUGCCUAUUCCAAGUGGCUUUCAAGAAGCAAUGCUAGGGCUAGAAAGUUGGGGCUAGACCAUCGCUAUCUGUAUAUGAACUACGCGAGCCAGUUUCAGGAUCCUAUAAGGGGAUAUGGUGAGCUGAAUGUGGAGAGAUUGAAGAGAGUUGCUGAGAUGUAUGACCCCGAAGGAACUUUCCAGAAGUUGCAGCCCGGGCACUUCAAGCUUUGA
Exserohilum turcica Et28A is the source of this 1554-nucleotide messenger RNA. RefSeq lists its product as uncharacterized. The record is from RefSeq and is a predicted model, not a curated record. Gene Ontology annotation, molecular function: FAD binding. The coding region runs from base 1 to 1554 and encodes 517 amino acids. Lineage: Eukaryota; Fungi; Ascomycota; Dothideomycetes; Pleosporales; Pleosporaceae. The transcript has 2 exons.